This is a messenger RNA of Culex pipiens pallens (northern house mosquito), 2547 nucleotides long. RefSeq names its product vesicle-associated membrane protein/synaptobrevin-binding protein (gene Vap33). The coding region runs from base 612 to 1484 and encodes 290 amino acids. Gene Ontology annotation, biological process: endoplasmic reticulum membrane organization. The record is from RefSeq and is a predicted model, not a curated record. Lineage: Eukaryota; Metazoa; Arthropoda; Insecta; Diptera; Culicidae. The transcript is spliced from 5 exons. Gene Ontology annotation, cellular component: plasma membrane; endoplasmic reticulum membrane. Gene Ontology annotation, molecular function: FFAT motif binding.
UGUCAAAAAACGAAACUGAAAAGUCGCAGCAGUCCGUCAAGUCAGCGCGAGCACAAAAAAAAAGAAGUGACGAAAGCGAAACCGGGGCGUGAAAAUUGAUUUUUCGUGUGGCCGCUGUCAAACUCUCGCCGAAAAAGCAAGGACGGUUUCCCCGUCGCGGAUUAACGUCGUGAAACGCCCGGAUUGUGUGCGUGUGUGGUUCCUGAAGGAACGAAGAAAAAAGGAGCUUGCAUACACGCACCGUUGAAGGAAAGAACCAAGAAGAAGAAGAAGUUCCCUGAAAAGAGUGAGCCAGGAAUCCGAAUUUUUGCCAGCAGCAGCAGUGUUUAUUGUGUGUGUGCGUACGUGUGAGUGUGUGUAUGUGUGAACGGUGAGCUCUUGUGUGCGGAGUUCGAGUGUUUUAUCGAUCCGUUCGGAAAAGAAAGGUUUUUAGCCCCGCACUCGGUCCGCGGAGCAGGACCAGAUUGAGGCCGUUUCCCGUGGGGAAGGCACACGACGAAGAUCCGGACCAGGACCGGCAGGAAACGCGAACAAAACGCUAGGCAACUUCCGACAGGGUCACCCUCGCCAGGACCAACGCUAAAAGGGGAAAAAACGCAAAUCAAAGCAAAAUGUCCAAACAAUUGCUUAUCAUCGAGCCAGCGCACGAGCUCAAAUUCGUGGGUCCAUUCUGCACAGCGGUUUCGUCGUUUAUGCGAUUAACCAACCCGACCGAGCAUGUCAUCCUGUUUAAAAUCAAAACCACGGCGCCUAAAAAGUACUGCGUACGUCCCAACUGUGGCGUUCUGGAACCGAAAGACACUAUUGAAAUUACCAUUGUGUUGCAGCCGUUCAUCUUCGAAGCGGCCGAAAAGAACAAGCACAAGUUCAUGGUGCAGUCGAUGAUCAUGCCGGAGGGGGACGUCCAGAUCGACAGCGUCUGGAAGGACUGCAACCCGCAGAACCUGAUGGACUCGAAGCUGCGGUGCGUGUUCGAGCUGCCCGAGGAGAAGGAGAUGACGCUGUCGGAGAUGGCCGAGCUGGGCGGGGCGAACAAGCGGGAAGCCACAGACCCAGCCGUCCCCGACGACACACCAAAGAAAAACGUCUCCGGCGGCGGCGGUUCCAACACAUCCGACCAGUUGCUGCUGCAGUCUAGCGGGGAAAAGGACAAAUCAUCCGGAGGAGGCGGCGCCGGCGUCACCGUGGAAGGCCAGUCGGAGGCGCGGAAGAUGCUCGAGGAGGCCGCCACCAACCUGCGCCACGAGAAUCUGAUCUUGAAGGAAUCGCUUCUCCGCUUGCAGCUGGAAAAGGAAAACAUCCGGAAGGAGUUUGCGGCGGAGUCCAAGUCGGCGUCGUCGCCCGGCGGAGCGGCGUCCGGCGAGUACGCGAACGUGUACAGACCGCCGGCGCUCGCCCAGCAGCAGCAGAUCCCGAUCAUGUACGUCGCGGCGGCGAUCGCGCUCGCCAUCUUUGGCUUCAUCCUGGGCAAGUUUGUGCUCUGAACGCUCGACAAUGGUGGCGGCAGCAACAAUAGCAGCGGCGGCAAUGAUAAUAAGCUCUAAACACACACACACACACGGACACACUUUAGACCGACCGACGAACAGCAGAAGCUGCUUUACGUGACGUACUGUUUCAAUCUGCAUGGAGAAAGAUAAACAAAAAAAACGAGGUUAAAUUUUACAAACUAAGACGUGGUGGGGUGCGCGGUGGGGAGAAAACAAGAGACAAAAACACACACACACAUUUUACUAAUUAAACAAAAAAAGAACAUGUUAAAACUGAAGAAUACCAAUAAAUAAGCUCUGUAUGGUUCAUAAACAAAAGAAGCAAACACAAAAUAUAUACAAAAAACAAUUGAGAAUCAGUGUCACUCUCGGUGAAGAAACUCACAAACUCACUUUCAUGGAAGAAAUAAACAAAACAAAAAAAAAUCGUUGAAAAAUAAACCUAACAUUCAAACUAUUGGACAAAAGGGUCUGCUCUGGCAGCAGAUUCCAACGAAGCGAAGCCCACAAACAACAUCUACAACAGUUGCUGCUAAAAGAAAAAAACAAGAAGAAAGCAAAAUCGUAUUUAUCCUAAGAACAACAAACAACCUAGAAUUAUGUUCGCUAGCGAGAGAGAGAGUGGAAGGGCAUGUUACAGGAAAUGAACAAUUAUUAGUUAUCAAUCUUCUUCUUGUUGCUGGUUCUAGUGAAAAAAAAAACUGAAAGAGAGAGAAAAAAGUAAAAAUAAUACGCGAGACAGAGAGCAAUCUUUCUUUACCAUUAAAUUCAUUUUUAAAUGCCUAGCAAAAAGAGUAAAAAACACUAAUUCAAACACACGCAGUACGAAAAUAAAAAAGAAAAACAAGUAAACUGUCGCUCGUAGAGGAAUAGAUUAUUAUUAUUAACAAAAAAUAUAUAUAUAUAAUUCAACAAACACACACACACACUCUCGUAAGAAUUCAAUAACAGAAAAAAAUUGAGGCCCUCUCGAAACCAGGACGCGAAGAGUGGCGGUCGCGGCAGCGACCAGCAAAAAUCAACCACAGAUUAUUGAGAAAACAAAAAAAAAAAUCAA